Molecule: messenger RNA, 5312 nt
Organism: Bombina bombina (fire-bellied toad)
Lineage: Eukaryota; Metazoa; Chordata; Amphibia; Anura; Bombinatoridae
Gene: ARHGAP29
Product: Rho GTPase activating protein 29
Biological process (GO): signal transduction; activation of GTPase activity
Cellular component (GO): cytoplasm
Molecular function (GO): GTPase activator activity
Source: RefSeq, a predicted model, not a curated record
GGCGCUGCGUGUCGUGUGGCUGAUUCGGCUCUGUAUGAAUCUGUCUCCGUGUACACUGGACCGUUACCGGGUGUGCGACUUACACAACAUCCGAGGGAUCGCGUAGAGUGAUGCGCUGUUUCCGCUUUACAGGUGCAGACAUCCUGCCAAUGGACAGUAGCCGGCUGUGAAUGCUAACGGAGCUGCUCUCAGAAGCACGGCAGCAGCUGGGAUGUUGCGUCAGAACGGCGGAGGUAACAGGCGUGGUUUGGGAUUUUCCCGGUUUUCUACCUCAAACUUUUUCACCAUCUCCAAUUCAUCAAGCUGGGGAAUGGGUCGCAGCACCAAAAGCAACUCUCUGAGCAGCAUCAGCACAAACUCGGACUGCUAUGACAACUCUGUUGUGGAUCCGGAUUAUAUUAUGCAGUUGGUCAGCGAUGUCAGAAAAUUUGCGGAUGUUCUUCUAUACCUGAAAGAAGCCUUUGUAUCUGAAGAAAAUCAAGACAGUUUACACCAAGUGGUUCAUGAACGUCUUGGAGAACUUCUACGCGUCCUUAAAGCUGUGAUUAACAAGCACCAAGCCCUAAAUUCUGUUGAUAUUCUUGGAGCUGCGGGUACAGUGAUUGCUAAAGUGAAAGCUGUAAACUUCAAAAGCAUUAAUGAAGAGAACCGACGGGAGAAUUUUGGUGAAAUCUUUUCAUCCAUUGACACUUUAGCCUUCACCUUUGGUAACGUUGUGUCAGACUUCCUUAUGGGAGAUGUAGACAAUGGUUCAUCAUUGGGAAUUCACGUAUCGCGUAGAAGUCGGUCCUUUGAAAACCUCUCUGUGGAAGAUUCGGCUGGGUCCAUACACGAGAGAGAUGAUCUUCAAGGGCAUCUCCGGGCAGAAGAGGUCGAUAACAUGCUUCUGCGGCACGACAGCGGAAUUGAAUCUGCUUUGUCGUAUGCAAAGGCUUGGUCAAAGUACACCAAAGAUAUUUUGUCCUGGGUAGAAAAAAGGCUUAGUGUGGAAUCGGAAGCCGCAAGAAAUUUUGCAAAAAUGGCUGAAACUGCAAAAUCUAUCAUUGUUCCCCAGGAAUUUAUGCCUUUCCAGUCAAUUUUCACAGCAGCUUUUCAAAAUGACAUUGAAAACAGCCAGGCUUGCCUCCAAACGAUAAGCGCCCUUCAAAGCAACAAAUUCAUGCAGCAAGAACUAGAAGCUGCUUUACGAAAGGCAAAACUUUUGAGUGUGCAGAGGCACGAUGAGCAUGAGAAGGCAAAGUCCAGUACAAUUCGUGCAGAAGAAGAGCAGUUAAGCAUUAGCGGAGGACUGAUGAAGGAUGCAAGCAAACAGCUAGAGAAGAAGAGGCGCGUAGAAGAAGAAGCUCUGCAAAAGGCUGAAGAGGCAAAAGAAAACUACAAAGCAUGUGUAGCAGAUGUUGAGGAAAAAAGGAACGACAUGGAGAACAUUAAGAGUGAAAUAUUAACACAAGUCCGAGAACUUGUUUAUCAGUGUGAUUUAACCCUUAAAGCUGCAACCGUGAACCUGUUUCAGCUACAGCAUGCCCAAGUAGUGUCCCUUCCAGUCAACUGUCAGACUCUGUGUGAAGAUGCCAAACUUUACGAGCCAGGUCAGCAGUAUUCAGAGUUUGUAAAAAGCUUGCCAAAGGAAGAAGGUUCCAUAGAGGCUGGAUCUCUUGACGCUCCUAAUUCUCGAGUCAGGAGGUCACGUCUGUCGCAGGAGAACAGCGCCCACACGUCUCAUGGGAACCUAUCUCAGGGCUCAGGAGAAUACCCUACUCCAACUUCAGAAGACAUUGGAAGUCCUGAAUAUGGCCGAUCUCAAAAGAUAGGACAGAAAAGAUCUAGCAGCAGUACAGAUAUUCAGAACACGAGAGGACCUCCUCCAUUUAGGUCCUGGUCUGUUGGGAACCAAAGCAGCGGUAUGUGCAGCGAUUCAGAGAGUGCAGGCGGCAGCAGUGAGUCCCGCUCAAUGGAUUCUCCAUCUGCCAGCCCAGGUACAUUUUACUGUGAUGGUGAUUUUAAGAGGCGUCUCCCCAGGACCCCAUCAACAGGGACAAUGUCAUCAGCAGAUGAUCUGGACGAACGGGAACCUCCUUCCCCCUCAGACAAUGGCUUGAAUGAUUUGGUUUCAGAAAUGGCCAAUUCCCCCGGACCUUUCAGGAAUACCAUUAUGUCCAAAGCUGCUCAGACACACAAACUGCGAAAACUACGGGCUCCAUCCAAAUGCAGGGAGUGUGACAGUUUAGUAGUAUUUCACGGAGCCGAGUGUGAAGAGUGUUCUCUUGCUUGUCACAAGAAAUGUCUUGAAACACUGGCCAUUCAAUGUGGACACAAAAAACUGCAAGGAAGACUUCAUCUGUUUGGAGUGGAGUUUACCCAGGCAGCACGAAGCACCCCUGACGGCGUCCCUUUUAUUAUCAAGAAGUGCACCUCUGAAAUAGAAAGCCGGGCACUAACCAUAAAGGGCAUUUACCGUGUAAAUGGAGCGAAGUCUAGAGUUGAAAAGCUGUGUCAGGCAUUCGAGAACGGAAAGGAUUUGGUGGAGCUGUCAGACCUGUAUGCACAUGACAUAAGCAAUGUACUUAAACUGUACCUCCGCCAGCUUCCAGAGCCAUUGAUUUUGUUUCGUCUUUACAAUGAGCUGAUUGGAUUGGCCAAAGAAAGCCAGCGGGUCAAUGAUGAAGUUGAGGCUAAACCAAGUAGUCCAACGUUAAAGCACCAGCAGUCAGGCGUUGAGCUUAACAGAGUCAUCAUCAAAAUAAGAGACCUUCUGAGGCAGUUACCGUUGCCCAAUUAUAACACCUUACAGUUUUUAGUGGGUCAUCUUCACAGAGUCACAGAAGAAGUACAAGAAAAUAAAAUGUCCGCCAGCAAUCUUGGCAUUAUUUUUGGACCCACUCUCAUUAGACCACGCCAAACAGACGCUACAAUUUCACUUUCAUCUCUUGUGGAUUAUCCCUAUCAAGCACGAAUAGUGGAGCUUCUGAUAACAUAUUACGAUAAAAUAUUUGAUGUCUCAAGAAACCUGAUAAACAGUGAAGAAAUUCAACCGGAAAAAAUGGAUUUACCGGAGGACCGAGAAGCACCACAAAUCAGGAAGUGCCAGUCGUUGCCAGUUGGAAAAGAUGAUCUUGUCGUAUCCAAGCGCGCAAGCUCUCUGGAUGAGACUUCAUUACGUUUCCAAGGCAUAGAGAGAAAUGAAAGUCUAAACCAGAAUAUGGUUAUUAUAGAAGAGAAGAAUGGGCAAAAUACUUCUCCAAACGAACAUUUUAGAUGCAAUUCCUCUCCUGAUGACAGCACAGUCUUUUCGUUGCACAGUCCUACUGAUCAGCCAGAUUGCUCAAUGGAUACUAUUACAGAAAGUGACGUCACAGAAGAUAAAACUAAUCCCAGCGAGAGCUCUAAAACAAAUGUCUCUUUAAAAUCUUAUAGACAAGUUCAGUUGAGGGCUCCCAGGGUAAAGCCAAUUUCCCGACCUUUCAGUUUACCUGUGGAUCGGCUUCUUCCACCGUCUGUGUUAAAUGAGAAAAAUUCUAAAAAUGUGGGUGUAACCAGUGCAGAUAUUCUUGGCCAGAGUCCCAUCAUUGAGGAAGUUUCAGAAAACAAACCAAAUGUUAAUUCAUGUCACAGACUUUCGUGUUAUGAGUCUCAAGGUACACGAAAAACCUGGGAUAGACAAUACAAACAAUAUGACAUUACACCAAGAACUGCAAUGAUAAUGACCAAUGUCCCGCAGGAAAUCCGAGCCCUUGAUGGGGUACCUGCGAGUUCCAUAUCCACUAACCUCAUCACAGUAAAUAUGACUCUUCCCAAAGUGCCAUCUUUAAGCCAUGUAAAAAAUAAUUCAACAACUGAAGGAAGUUCUAUGGAACCCAACCCACUUGCUGCUUUACGAGCACCUAGAACUUUACAGCCCCCACCUGGAACUUUUUAUAGGCCUCCUUCCUAUAAAAUAAAACAAAGCGAAGAGACCAAUCAGAACACAGUUGAUUCCUUAAGCACAAGCAAAGUGCACAGUCAGAUCAACAAUAACAAUGUGAAUUUAGUUACAGACUCAGAAAUGCUAUCUGACAUAGAAGGACAAAACAAAAAUCUGCAGAAAUCCACAUCUGAAGAACUUCAGCAAGCGGAAGUAAAGCCAACAUAUCAGAGACUGCGACCAAAACGCAUGCAAGAGUUAGAACACAGAGAAGCACACUUUGUGUAAAUUUGGACUUCUUACUGGUCUUGGGUGCUCACUGUAGCUGUGUGCCAUACUGGAAUUUUAUAUUAUAAACGUUUAACUGGAGAAAAAAAACAAAACACUGUAGUAUAAAUAAAUUUAAUUUUUUUUUUAUAUAUAUUAAACUUUUUUAUAUGCAUUCCUCAAAACAGAAGCCGCUUUCAUUGGGGCACUUAGUGACAAAUUGAUAUGUUAAAAAUAAAUUGCUUAUUUAUAACAAGAAACAGUAUUCAUAUAUGGACUGCAGAACAAACUCUUCCAAAUGUAAAUUUUGUUAAGUAAGAGGAAGAAAAAAGCUGCGUUUCCUAAGACAGAAGCAUUUGGGCUUUGCUGAGUGAAUUAAUCUAAUUUGUGCAAUUUAAAAUUUGCUUUUAUAACGUAAUGCCUACAGGGCUUUUUUUUGUAUCAUAACUGUAUAUUUUAUGCCUGUUUUCACCCAUUGUCAUUUGUAUCUUUUGUCACUUUAAUGUUAUUUUUUUACAGAGAUGAUGCACUUACUAAAAUUUACUAUUCAAAAAGUAUAAUUUGUAAUUUAAAUGUGAAUUUCCAGUUUUAGGUCAAUGUACAGCCAAUUUAGUCACAUUUCCAGUUGUUACCUGUUGUCACAGUUAAACAAAUACUUGUGUUUAUGUAAUUAAUAUAUGUUCUCAAAUGUAGCUAAAUAUAAAUACAGAGCAAUUAAAUAUUUCUACAAGAUUACACUUAUACAACCAAAUAGCUACCAAAAUGUGUACCGUGCAUCAACUUUUUGUGUGUAUAUAUAUAUAUAUAUAUAUAUUUUUUUUUUUUUAAUCAUACUGUUGCAUUCUCUCAAAUAUAUUAACUUUUUAACAUAUUUCAGAGUUCAUGGUUUGUAUAAUCUUGGUUUCUUUUAACUUAUUAAAAAAUAUAGACUAUUCAACAUUGUCUAAAUUUAAUGCUUACGUUAUCAGAAAAUUACAUAAGCAUAUUACAAAUUUGAAAUGAAAUACUUUACGUGCACAAAUUUAUAUUACAAGUUUUUAUUUUUUGUUUUUUUCAUAUUAAAAAAUAUAAAGUAUUUUAUUACAUUAGUAUAUGAAGCUUUUUUUUUAAGGCAUCAACCAAAAAUAAAAUAUUUUUAAACGAG